Molecule: messenger RNA, 3906 nt
Organism: Melanotaenia boesemani (Boeseman's rainbowfish)
Lineage: Eukaryota; Metazoa; Chordata; Actinopteri; Atheriniformes; Melanotaeniidae
Product: MLX interacting protein
Exons: 17
Coding region: 266-2863 (865 amino acids)
Biological process (GO): regulation of transcription by RNA polymerase II
Cellular component (GO): nucleus
Molecular function (GO): protein dimerization activity; RNA polymerase II cis-regulatory region sequence-specific DNA binding; DNA-binding transcription factor activity, RNA polymerase II-specific
Source: RefSeq, a predicted model, not a curated record
ACAGAGAAGCAGCUUUUUGUCAGCUGGUCUCUGGGACUGGUGGCUACGUCAAGUAUCUAACGAGAUAACAAGUUAACUUGGCUGCAAAUGGCCAAUGACAGACGUUAUCAUGGGUAAGCAGAGGGCUGCGACUUCAUGGCACGAGUUUGGCGAACUUUAACAGCUGGACCUAAACGAGUUUCCGUUGGCAAGCCUCAUGAAAGGGAGAUUUUUUUUGUCCUAGCUUGCUGGCUAACGUUAGCUAUUUGUCUGGAGAGUUCCCGACAUGGCUACCAGGGAGAUGUCUCAACGGCAGACGUACCGUGGCCCACCGGCCAGCAUAAAGCAAGAGCAGGAUGACGACUCGGACACAGAGGAGACCAACUUGGGGUUGCGGAAGGUAGACGGGCUGGAAUCUCAGAUCAUCCAUAGCGGGCACUUCAUGGUGUCGUCGCCCCACAGCGAGCAUCCUCCAAAGAAGGGCUACGACUUCGAUACUGUCAACAAACAGACCUGUCAGACGUAUCAUUUUGGAAAGGCUAGCACAUCGCAUAUCUCCAUUGACGCUUCCCUGACUAAACUCUUUGAAUGUAUGACCCUUGCCUAUAGUGGUAAGCUGGUAUCUCCAAAAUGGAAGAACUUCAAAGGUCUGAAGUUGCUCUGGAGAGACAAGAUUCGUCUGAAUAACGCCAUAUGGAGAGCCUGGUAUAUGCAGUAUGUGGAAAAAAGGGAGAAUCCUGUGUGUCACUUUGUAACGCCCCUAGAUGGAAAUAUAGACUCUGAUGUUCAUCGUCCUGCAGAGGCCAUUGCCACAGAGGGGAAAGGCUGGAAAAGAAGGAUUGAAAUUGCCAUAAGAGAAUACCACAAGUGGAGAACAUACUUUAAGAAAAGACUACAGAAGCACAAAGAUGAAGACCUCUCAAGCUUACUUAAGGGCCCAGAGGAGCAGUUAUCGCUGUUUGGGGAAGUGUCUCCAGACAUGCUCCGUGUCUCCUUUUGUCAGGAUGAAGAGACUGCUGCACGCCGUAUGCCUCGUAAGCAUAAUGAAACGCCUGCCCCUAUGGAGAUGGACCCCAUCUUUGACAUGGAUGUUCUGAUGUCUGAGUUUUCAGACACAUUGUUCUCUACUCUGGCUUCACAUCAACCCAUGGCCUGGCCCAAUCCAAGGGAAAUUGCUCAUGCAGGGAAUGCAGACAUGAUCCAACCAGGACUCAUCCCCUUACAACCUAAUCUCGACUUCAUGGACUCCUUUGAUCCACUUCAAGACUUAUUUCACAGCCUCCGUCAGCCCGCCUUCCCCUCUGUUUACCCCACUGCAUCAUCUGUCACCCCUCUACCCAGCAGCAGCUCUCAGUCACAGGCCCAGUUGAUGUCCUCCUUGCAGCUCUCGCCCAACCAAAUCACCCCCGCCGGCCCUCUUCCCAUCUCUUCUUCCGCACCCAGUCAGACUGGUCAAGCAAGUGGUGGAGCAGCUUAUGAACAGAACUACAUGCCCCUGUUUUCUGAGCAUGUGGCUCCCAGUCAUCAGUCAGCCGUUCCCUCUGUUUCUCAGCCUUUAUCCAGCGAUUCUGUGGAACAGUGCCUUCCAAGUCAGAACCUGCCUUCACCGGCCCCGAUGGGCUCCUCAGCCUUGGACAACAGCUCAACGCUGGAUGAGACUGUAGCCCCCUCUGUGAUUACACACACAGCUCCCUCAACUGUCACACCGAGCAACUCGGCCACCACCUUCAGCCACAUCUCGGACUAUAGCUCCAUACCUGCACAAUCGCAACCCAAUCCAUCCCAACUCCAACCCCUGGCUCCUCUGCCUCCCACUCCCUUCCAGCCCCCUCAGGGUUUUGCUCUGCCUCGCCCUUAUCAGUCAAACAGUGCCAACAAAAUCCGCCCAGUGCAAAGAAUUGCUCCUGCUAACACACUCCCUUCUUCUCACCUCAUCCUCGCAGGUCAAACUAAUGCUGUGAUUGUUACACACACACCCCUGAAAGCAGAUGUGGACACCACUAAUGCCAGUGUAGUCAUCACUCCCUCACAUCUUGGGCCUGCAUCUGGAUUUCAUGUAUUACCUCAGACACAGAAGUCUUCCCAGCCGAUUGUCCCUAAAGAUAAGUCGUAUCCUUCCAGUCGCAAAAAUCAGAAAGCUUCCUCUGGUGUCGUUCACAGUCAGCCAGGAUCCAGUCAAGGGUCACCUUGUGGGUUAGAUCAAGUUCACAGCCCACAGUCAAUCAUUAUCAGCAGCAGCAGCACAGCUCUAAUAAAGAAUGAGCACAAUCAGAGCCGAAGGACAACACACAUAUCUGCUGAACAAAAGAGACGAUCAAACAUAAACAUAGGCUUUAAGACACUCUGCACCCUGGUUCCUACCCUUAAGUCACAAUCAAAUAUCACAAAUGCAGUCACUUUGCAGAAAACGGUGGAGCACAUCGGGAAGCUCCAGCAGGAGAGGCAGCAGAUGCUGGAUGAGGUCAGGAGACUACGAGAGGAAAUAGAGGAGCUCAAUACUUCUAUAAGCUUGUGUCAGGAGCAGCUCCCUGCAACUGGUGUUCCUAUGAGGCGACAUUGUUUAGACCAAAUGCAAGAGAAGUUUAAUGAGUAUGUAAAGAGCCGCACUCUUCAGAACUGGAAGUUCUGGAUUUUCAGCAUCAUUAUCAAGCCGCUCUUUGAGUCAUUCAAUGGAAUGGUGUCAACUUCAAGCACAGCGGAGCUGUACCAGACCACACAGCAGUGGCUCGAUCGUCAUUGCUCCCUUCCUGUCCUCAGACCCAUGGUGCUGAGUACACUCCGUCAACUGAGCACAACCACGUCUAUUCUGAGUGACCCCUCCAUGCUCCCUGAGGAAGCCACUCAGGCCGUCACAUCCUCAGAUGUAAAGCCAUUCUCUCAGUAAAAGUCAAAGUCAUCCAGAAGUCACCUGAACUGGUAUUUUUCAGUAGUAAGACAUUCAGCAAGGCCUACGUCGGCUCCACAAACUCCCAGAGGUGUCAGUGAAAUGACAAAUGUUGCCUUGAACUGAAUUACGUUUAUACUAAACGUACAAUUAUACAUGAUGCAGUAAGUUCAACUACCUUCACCUACUUUAGGUGACAAUCUUCUUAGUACCUUGUUGGUACUUGUGGUUUAUUUCUUGAACAACAAUAUAGAUUUAAUAAAAAUUGUGUUUCUAAUAUAAAAACACAACAUGGUGUUUAAAAAGGGAAAUACUCUGAGAAUUUUGAUAGCAUGUUAUCUCUUAAAAGCAUAAAGGUAAGGAUAUGAUGAUUUUUACCAGGUGAUGAGAUUAAUGUGGAAGUCUAGUUUUUGUUUUUUGUUUUUUUGUUAGUUUUUUUGGGGGGGAGGAGGUUAUCCUAGAAAGACCUCACACCAAAAUGUAGGAUAUCACCUGAGAUAUGGUUGUUUGUUGGUUGAUCUGUUUCCAGUUAGCACCACACGAGUGAAAGUUUAGUUUAAUUUUUCCAUCCCACAUGUGUUCAGGUUGCCAGUUAACACUUGUUCCUGGUGGUUUUCCGUCUACACCGAACUUCCGCCUUUUGUUCAUUCUACUCAUUUCUAAUGAAUUUGACUGCAGUUACACAAGAUAGCCGUCAUCUUAGAAAUGCUACACAUGGAUGUGUACAGGGGCAUGUUACUGCAUGAUGGAGUGAUAUUACUUACUGCCCUCAUAGGGAGCAUAACUGACAGUACAAAGCAGUACAGAUUAUACAUAAAUAUACUAUUUUUACAUGUACAGUGGUGCAGGAUCAAGUCUGCAAAAUGGGUUGAUUUGUAUUCUUUGUUGGUCACUCAGGGCAACAUAUGAAUGUUAGGAUCCUUCUCGACAGGAAGACACAACGUCAGUACAGGGUACAGAUUGAUUUUUCUUUUUCUUCUGCUCUUUAUUUCACUAAUUUAAAGUGUGUUGACAAAAGACAGAGAACAAAAACUACUCUUUUA